AUGUUCAAACUCCUCAUAACUUUUUGUGGAAUCUUUAUCGGGACCUCACAAGCCAAAUAUUACGCCACUUCCUGCGAACUCAUGCAAGAUAUCGUAAACGUGAGUGACGCAUCACUUCACGAGGCAGCAAAAUGGUCUUGUAUCGGUCAACUGAGCACAACGUACAACGAAAAUGGCUUUCUCGGGGUUUUCGGCAUCGGAUCUGAAUGGUGGUGUUCGCCCAAUGGCGGCGGAAUUUGUAACGUAAAGUGCAGCGAUUUACUCGACGAUGACAUUGCCGAUGAUUUUCGAUGCGCUAAACGAGUCUUUACGGGAUUCAGUAAUUCCUUUGAUGCCUGGCCAUCAGCUGCGUAUUGCGUGAAAAACGAAAUUAACGAAAAAGUGAAAAAUUGUAAGAUUCAACGAAGGAAUUCCGGGUCAAAUUCAGUUCAUCACAGAAAUCAUGAAGAUAACGAAAGUUCAGCGAACGAUUAUUCUGCGGAAAAUCCGCCGCCAGAAAACGAAGACGACUAA
Molecule: messenger RNA, 513 nt
Organism: Culicoides brevitarsis
Lineage: Eukaryota; Metazoa; Arthropoda; Insecta; Diptera; Ceratopogonidae
Product: lysozyme C, milk isozyme-like
Exons: 1
Coding region: 1-513 (170 amino acids)
Molecular function (GO): lysozyme activity
Source: RefSeq, a predicted model, not a curated record